ACAGUCGGUGAAAGCAAUAAUGGUGGCCUCUGAAUCGUCUACUUUUUGAAUGAUUGAAAGAUAUUUCACCGAAAGUGCUGAGAAAUUUCCUCUGUGCUAGCUUUUUACUUCUGACUACUUUCCUGGAAAAUGUAUGCAUAGUUUUUUACUUGGUGUUCUUUCAUUCUGGUGAAGAAUAUAAGUUUAUUCAAAAUAGAUGAGCUAAGUUGCUGAGGGCAGAAAGAGAGCUGAAAAACUGAUUGGGAAGUGUCUAUUGAUAUAUUUACUCAUCCAAGUUCUAACCAGGCUACAAUAUGGCCGCUUCUUCUUCUUGCUCUGAUAGCAUCCCUCAGGAGAAGCAUGAUGUUUUUCUUAGUUUCAGAGGCGAGGACACCCGGAAUAAUUUCACCAGCCAUCUUUAUGAGGCUUUAUGUCGGAAACAAAUCCAAACUUACAUAGAUUACAAACUGGAGAGAGGGGAUGAAAUCUCACCUGCCCUUUUCAAAGCAAUUGAAGAAUCGAAGCUUUCGGUUAUCAUUUUCUCCAAAAACUAUGCUUCUUCUGGAUGGUGCUUGGAAGAACUUGUGCACAUACUCAAAUGCAGAGAUGAACAGUUUGUUAUACCUAUCUUCUACGGCGUAGAUCCAUCAGAUGUACGCAAACAAUUUGGGAGUUAUGCAGAUGCAUUUGUUGAACAUGAGAAACGUUUCAAGGACUCAAUGGACAAGGUGCUCAGGUGGAGAAAGGCUUUGACAACAGCAGCCAAUAUAUCUGGGUUUGAUUCCCAAACAAUUAGGCCGGAGUCGGAUUUAGUUAAGAUUGUGGUCAAUGACAUUUUGGCGAAAUUGAAUUGCAAAUUGCAAAUCGCACAGGGUUUAGAGGGCCUGGUUGGAAUGGAAAAACACAUUCGACGAGUUGAAUUUUUAUUAUGUCUCAACUCACUGGAUGUCCAGAUUGUAGGUAUUUGGGGUAUGGGUGGUAUCGGUAAGACCACCAUUGCUGAGGUUGUAUUUGCUCAUCUCUCUUCUCAAUUCGAAGCUUGCUGCUUCAUUGCAAAUGUUAGGGAAUCGGAGGCGAAACAUGGACUAAAUGAUUUGUGGAAUCAGAUUCUUCGUAAACUACUGAAGGAAGAAAAUCUAUGUAUGGCCACUUCAUCUCUUGUCUCAACUUUUGCAAGAGAGAGGCUUCGCCGUACAAGGGCCCUCAUUGUUCUUGAUGAUGUGAGUGAGUUUUCCCAAUUAGAACUUUUAGCUAGAGGUGAUUGCAAUCUGUUUGGCCCUGGAAGUAGAAUCCUUGUAACAACCAGAAAUAAACGCAUAUUUAGGAAUGGGGUUAAUAAUGAUAAGAUAUAUGAGGUUAAGGAAUUAGACAAUGAUGAAGCUCUUAAGCUCUUUCAUUUGAUAGCUUUUAGAAAUAAGUCUCCCCCGGGUGAUUAUACAACUUUUGCAAAAGAGGUGGUAGAUUAUGCUGGAGGCAAUCCAUUGGCUCUUACAAUCUUGGGCUCCGUAAUAUUCUGUCAUUGCAAGAGCAAAGAAGACUGGGAAGGUGAAUUAGUGAAAUUAAAAAAAUUUCCUAACAAAAAAAUCCAGAAUGUAUUGAGGUUCAGUUAUGAUGGAUUAGAAGAAAAUGAGAGGGAGAUAUUUCUCGAUAUCGCCUGUUAUCACAAAGGGAAGCAUAUUGAUGAGGCAAAAAGAAUUUUAGAUGCCUGUGGUUUUUGUGCCAAUGCAGGAGUAAAAAUUCUCGUUGAUAUGUCUCUCAUAUCCGUAGGUGAAUAUUCAACACUUAAGAUGCAUGAUUUGAUACAAGAAAUGGGUCGGGAAAUUGUUCGUGAUCCACGUGUUAAAAAUCCUGGAAAACGCAGUAGAUUGUGGCUUGCAAAUGAUGUUCGUCAUGUAUUGACAGAUAAUACGGGUACUGAAGACAUUGAGUGCAUGGCCAUGAAGAUGGAUCUCAUUAAAGAUUUAUACGUGAAUGUUGCAUCCUUCGAAAAGAUGCAUAAGCUAAGAUUACUAGAUCUGUACUCAUACUCGUAUACCAGGGGUGUCAGCAAAUUGCACCUUCCUCCAGGUUUCGAGUUUCUCCCUGAGGCCCUUAAAUAUCUGAGGUGGCAUUUCUAUCCUUUGACAUCUCUGCCAUCGAGGUUUUCUUCAGAAAACCUUGUCGAGCUUCAUAUGUGCAACAGCCGACUUGAGCAACUUUGGAAUAAAGGCAUCAAUCUUGGGAGCAUAAAAAGUAUCGAUCUUAGUUGCUCCGAGCACCUGGCUGAUGUUUCAGCUCUGAUUGAGAGUCCAAAUCUCGAGAGAAUUAGCCUUUGGGGUUGUAAAAGUUUGGUUCAACUUCCUUCAUCGUUUCAGAAUCUUGCCAAGCUUACUUUUCUUAGUCUGGGAGGUUGCUCCAAUCGCAAAAUUCUCCCAGAGAUGCCAGGCAAUCUGGAAGUCUUAGGGUUGAAUCGGACUGCCAUAGAAGAAUUGCCUUCAUCAAUUUGGUCUCUCGAGAAGCUUCAUCAUUUGGAUCUUCAAAUAUGUGAAGAGCUUAAGAGUCUUCCAAGCAGCACUUGUAGGUUGAAUUCGCUCCCAAUUCUUGAUCUACAUGGCUGCCGCUCUCUUGAGUCUUUGCCUGUCGAGCUACCUUCUGCGCUGAAGGAAUUGUACUUGAGCGAUUGUGAGAGUCUUGGGUCUUUGCCUGCCCAGCUACCUUCUGGGCUGAAGAGACUGGAGUUGAGAAAUUGCAAGAGUCUUGGGUCUUUGCCUGUCGAGCUACCUUCUAGGCUGAAGAGACUGGAGUUGAUCUCUUGCAAGAGUCUUGGGUCUUUGCCUGUCGAGCUACCUUCUGGGCUGAAGAGACUGGAGUUGAGAAAUUGCAAGAGUCUUGGGUCUUUGCCUGUCGAGCUACCUUCUGGGCUGGAGUACCUGGACUUGAGCGGUUGUGAGAGUCUUGGGUCUUUGCCUGCCCAGCUACCUUCUGGGCUGAAGAAAUUGUACUUGAGCGAUUGCAAGAGUCUUGGGUCUUUGCCUGUCGAGCUACCUUCUGGGCUGGAGUACCUGGACUUGAGCGAUUGUGAGAGUCUUGGGUCUUUGCCUGUCGAGCUACCUUCUGGGCUGAAGGAAUUGUACUUGAUCUCUUGCAAGAGUCUUGGGUCUUUACCGAAGCUGCCAUGGCUUCUAGCAUUGUUUAAUGCACAUGGCUGCACGUCACUAGAGACAGUCUCAAGUUCGAUGAGGACUGCACCCAUACAAGGUAGGGAUCAAUAUGUCAACCAUUCUGAAAAAUUCGAGGAACUUUUAUUUAUGAAUUGCGUGAAAUUGGAUCAGAGUGCACGGAGCAACAUAAUGGCUGAUGCACAGCUUAGAGUUAUGCGAAUUGCAACUGCAUCACGUCUCCUCAAUAAACCCAGUACGAUUAAUAUUGUUUGUCCGGGAAAUGAAAUUCCAAAGUGGAUGAGGUAUGAAAGUGAGGGAUGUUCGAUAAAUAUCAAGCUUCCUCCUCAUUGGUUUCGUCUAGGCUUCCUCGGUUACGCUCUAUGCAUUGUGGUUGCUUUCAACAACUAUACGCCACCCGAUAUUGACAAUUAUUCCUACUUUGGUUGUGAAACCCAUCACAAAACUAACAAUAGUCACGAAGUUUGUUGGGAAGCCCUCCGUAUAAGCCUACCAGCUAUUCUCAUCAAUUCAGAUCAUGUGUUCGUGUGGUAUUUCUGCCCUAAAUUUGUUCGAUUAGAAAGUGCAAUCAAUCGUGAGGAUUGGGUAAAAGCAUCCGAGGCCUCUUUUGACUUCAAGUUGUACCAAAAUAUUAUUCAGACCCCAAAAGAAGGAAAUCUCUUUGACCCCUCCACUGUGAGGGUGAAAAGGUGUGGAGUCUCCUUGUUGUAUGCCCAAGAGAUUGAAAAAUUACUUGGAGGCAUUGAUGAAGAUGAAGUUAUGGAACCAAAACAAACAGUAGAAGAAGAAGAUAUCAUCAUCAAAACUAAGAGACGACGGGACGAGUCUGAACUCAGUGGAAGUGGAACUGCAAGCUUCAAAGAAGAAUAUAACGACCAACUACCUCCCCAGAGUAGUAAAAGGAAAAUCAACAUCAUGUGAAAUGUUCACGUUCACAUGCCAUUUUAUGUGUCACAAGCGACAGGCUUGAGAUCGUUGGAAGGAAUCAAAGCCGACUCACCAGAAAGGUGUUUGACGUAACACCUGAGGUAACGGAGUUGAGGAGAAAUAAGAGUGAGGAGGCCAGCUGUAAAGUCUGACUCUGGCUCUGCUGCGACUUUGACAAGGGUGCCAACUUAAUCCCAUUCCAGAAGUACACUGGGAUCAAAUUGCCAAGCACCAAACAAUCCUGGUUUAACACAAGUCUGAACCUCAAGGAAUGUGAGAUGUUGUGUAUGAAGAACUGCUCCUGUACAGCUUAUGCAAAUUCUAAUAUCAGGGAAGGAAGAAGUGGGCGCUUGCUGUGGUUAGGUGAUCUGAUUGACUUAAGAAAUUUAGCUGAGAAAGAGAAUGGACAAGAUAUCCAUAUAAGAUUAGCUGCAUCAGAGCAAGAUAAUGAAGAGACUAAUACCAGAAUCAAUGCUAAACCUGCUAAAUCCAAUGUGAAGAAAGUGAGAAUUGUAGCUAGCACUCUUGUUUUAUCUACUGGGCGUAGCUCUGCUCUUUUAUGUUUGGAAGAAAGAUGCAGGAAAACUGAGCCGCAGCCACAAAGAAAAUCUGGAAUUACCAUUGUUUGACUUGGCUACUGUUGUUAAUGUAAUAAACUAGGAGAAGGUGGCUUCGGAUCUGUCUUUAAGGGUAUGAUGGAAGAUGGACAAGAUAUAGCAGUGAAAAGGCUCGCAAGAGACUCUAUGCAAGGAAUUAAUGAGUUCAAAAAUGAAGUUGUACAUAUUGCCAAACUUCAGCACAGGAAUCUAGCGAAGCUUCUAAGGUGCUGCUUUCAAUAAGAUGAAAUGAUGCUCAUCUACAAAUGCAUUCCCAACAAAAGUUGUUACGUGUCCCCAGAAUACACAAUUGAUGGGUUCUACUCGAUAAAAUCCAAUGUCUACAGCUAUGGAGUUUUGGUGUUAGAGAUAGAGAGUGGGAAGAGAAACUGAGGAUUCUCACAUCCAGGCCAAAAUCGCAACCUUUUUGGACAUGUGAGCUACAACUGUCAACUUGAAAGAAAUGUAUUGCUGCUUGAUUCUUCUUCUUCUUCUUCUUCUUCUUCUAUAGAUUCAGUAAAAGUGAAUGUUUUCUUCUUUCAAGCAUGGAAGCUGUUCAUAGAAGGCAGGUCCAUCGAACUUCUUGAUCCAUCAGUAGAGGACUCUAGCACUCUACAUGAAGUUGUGCGACCAAUUCAUGUAGGUCUUUUAUGUGUGCAACAAAAACCACAAGAUAGGCCGAGUAUGCCAGCUGCUGUUCUAAUAUUGAGUGGUGAAGGUGCAUUGCCUCAACCUCAGAAGCUUGGAAUCUGACAGAACUUGAAGAUUCUACAGAUGAGGCUACAGAAUGUUCAGCUAAUGAACUCACUGUUACACUAGUGAGGGCUCAAUGAAUGUUGAUAUCAUGUUGAGUAUUCUCUGCCCUUCAUCCCCUUGCUUUCCUCUGAUAUGAAUUGGGGCUCAUUUGAAAGAUGAGUUACAAGCACAAACUUUUGUUAACACUUUAGGCCUAGUUAAUUAUCAACUUCUCAUUGGCACCAAUUUGAGUCUGAAUUAACCAAUGGGUUGAACCAGCCAACUCUUAGUAAAUGACUCUGUAAAACUGCAUAUGGAUGCCUAACCAGCCAUUUCAAUUGAAACUUCGACUGCUACUCUU
Molecule: messenger RNA, 5756 nt
Organism: Rosa chinensis
Lineage: Eukaryota; Viridiplantae; Streptophyta; Magnoliopsida; Rosales; Rosaceae
Product: disease resistance protein RPP4
Exons: 11
Coding region: 294-4058 (1254 amino acids)
Biological process (GO): defense response; signal transduction
Molecular function (GO): ADP binding
Source: RefSeq, a predicted model, not a curated record